Molecule: messenger RNA, 11386 nt
Organism: Mycena citricolor
Lineage: Eukaryota; Fungi; Basidiomycota; Agaricomycetes; Agaricales; Mycenaceae
Source: the annotation of a GenBank genome assembly
CCCAGCUAUAUUUCAGCUCGAGGACGUUUAGGGACACGUUUGUCCUCCAUUCCACCGAGUAGGAGAUGGAUUGCUUGGAGUUCAAUAUCCACCAACGUAUCCUCUCCGACAUCGCGUCGAACGUUUCGGAGAAUGCAGAAGACAUCUCCUUUGCUCAAGAUACGAUCACAGCCAAGGUUCAAACCCGGGCGAACCCUGCUGAAUUAGUGAAUGGAGAUUCUGGCCAGGGAGGUGGUGAGGUCGAGGAGGAGCGGGUGUUCAUGUCCGUCUCGCGAGUGCACUGCAACAUCGCAUUUGGAGAACUCGUGGUCCAUUUCCCUGAAGCUCAGAUUGCCAAUGCUAUCGAGACACUGAUGCCCGCGCUCAUCGAGGUGCUCAGGGACGUACCCUACAUCGAUUUCGACAAGUGCCUCUCCUGGGAAGAGUGGGCUCUCCCCGAUCAGUUGGUGUUUUCGACAGUCUCGGCUCUCCUCCGGAUUUCUAGCUCGCACGCGAAGUACAGCGAUGUUGCUACUUCUGCAAUCUUCUCUUUCAUCUCGCGCAUUGCAGAGAAGAUACGCUCUGCCAGCUCUCUCGACAUCCUGACCCAGUUGACGCCGGCUCUCCACGGCCUGUAUAGAGCCAUCAGUUCGACGCCAUUCAAAUGGACUAUAUCUCAGUGGCACCAGCUCGCCCAACAGCUGGGCGAGCUGUGCGUCCCUGCCGUUGUCGAUAGACUGAACCGCCUUGUUGCCGAUAUCAUGCAGAAGGAGAAUGCAGACCUCGAAACCUUGCACUUCGUGCAGACCUUCGUCUCGCGAUACGUCUCAUGCGGACGCCCUCUCAGUGGUUAUUUCAUCGUGUGCUGCAUAAUCGAGACCAACUGGACUGUUCUGGCGCAGGUGCUGGUCUCACCCGAGGCUGAUUCGCCUGGAGGGCCGCCCAAUGAAGCCGCCGCCGCGAACAACGCUUGGGUUGCGCUCAUGCGUCAGGCCGCACCCGAGCUGGAUAUCGAGGAUGGUGCGAUCCAGUCAGCCCUCAAGGAGAAGGUCGAGUACUCGAUGAAGUGCUUUGGAGAUCUCUUUGUGCAAUUGCAGGAAAUGGAUGCGGAGCCGUCUCUGGAUACGUAUGCGUAUGAAACCCUCUCAGAGAGUUUGAAACUGGCGUCCAUAUGCUCCAUCGCGUCUCGCAGCUUGGAUGAGGAAUUAUACUCACGUCUCCUCUUGCUUCUGAGCGACGAGUCACCUAUCUUUGACAACUUGGUGCAGGAGGCAGCCCUAAAAGCUACCAUCGUCCUGGUUCAUUCCUUCCCUGACAUUGCAGCACCCAUGGCUACCCAUUUACGACGCUUCGUCACUUCGCCUCUUCCCAUCUUUGAGUUUGAGUUUGCGUCUGAGACACGGGCACCGCCGCCGUUGGCUGCUGCAGCCAAAUGUCUGGCUGUGUGCAUCAAGGUGAGCGAGCUUGAUACCCUGAAAUCCAGCUCACCGGUUGAAAAGCUUGCUCCUGGGGACGAUCUGAUUCUGUCGAACAUGUACUCACUGCUCAAUUACAUCGCGGCCACAAGCAAGGAGAUCUACGAAAGCUCAAGCAGCUCUCAGAUAAUGAGCAACCCGUUAUACACCGGACACGAUCACGCCACUAUACAUGCCGUCGAGUCUGGGCUGCGAGGGCUGAGCGAGGAGGAGAAACGGCUAGUUGGAAUCAGCACGAUCUCUGUCGUGACCCGACUUGCUCUGGAGUUCAAGAUGGAGGAAGUCACGAGAUUGACUGUUUCGAUGCUGCUGCAACGGUUGAGAUCAGCUGAGCCCACGGUCGAAGCUGCUAUCGCCUAUAAUCUUGUUGAUCUUGCCUUAUUCGCGCCAGAGAGUGCGUUUGUUGAUAUCAUCCGAGUGUUUUCGGUCAUCAAUCGGUCUGCGAACCCGGAUGAUCCCAGAUUCUCGAAUAACAUGGUGCUUGCUGCUCAAACGCGACUUGCGCAGGAACUCGAUCGCCGACCUGAGCUGUAUGAGAUUUAUCUUGUUGAGCUCCUUACUUUGUUUGCGGACAAGGGUGUCGCCAUCCAGAACCUCAAAAUUGCCAAUCAUCAUGUCAAGACGGAUGAUAUGAUCGAGCAGUUGGCGUCUUUGCUGCUUCCCAUCGAUGCACUUCUAUCACACGAUGACUUCAAUCCUCAUCUCAAGGCGGAAACUACUAUCGUCUCGCUUUUCCGCAACAUGUGGUUUCUGUGUAUUCUUUUCGGAUUCACAUCGGACGAUGAAGAGGCCUUGGCAAUGGCGUGGCAGCGGCCCGCUCUUUCUCGUAUCGCGGUCAAGACGCCAGCCACUGUGAUGGAGGAGUCGCAUGACUCAGUGGCAAGCAAUGUCGAAUACAACUCAGUCAUUCGGCAGGACUACGCGAACACGAUCAUCUCUAAACACAAGUCCAGUUUGACAACGCAUAUCUCGUUACGGGCGAGCGACAUUCGAUCCCUGUCAUCGGGUCAAAUCGUCUUCCUGUUGACGAUGCAUGACGUUGAAUCCAUGCGAUCGGCUGCGGGACUGCCUUCCUCGUUGGUCUCGUACUUUGUGAACGACAGUCUCAACUCGGAUCCCGGUCUCAGCGUGUGCAUGGAGUCGAUCGCGGAGAAAGUCAUCCGGGGCUCUGUCAGCAGCCUCAAUGAAUUGGCUGCUCAGCAAGCGCUGCCUGAGACGCUUUCGGCCGAAUUGCGAUCCCUGCUCGUCCACAGCACCCAUCGUGUCGGCAAGGCCCGGGACAUCGCGUCGAAAUAUCUGAACAGGCUGAUCACAUCAUUCCCGUCAUUAAUGUGCGACCCUCCGCUGGUGUUUGCGAUCCUGGAGGUGCUGACGCUUCUGCGGCGCGCAUGCGAGAACGAAUAUCUGGACGAGUACAAUCCCACAUACGAGUUUGUGUCUGACCGGGCUGGGAUCACCCUCCAGAUGACGGACAGCUACACGGUGCGCAACGAGAUUUUGGGCCAGCUGCAGCGCAGCGCGAACAACUGGUUCGAGCUAGCACUGGGUAGAGCCCCGGUUGAGUUGCAGUCAACAUUCCAGAAAUAUCUUGCGGCAUCUGCAGGUUCGGAAUGGACCGAGCUGGGUGCGUCCAUAGCAGAGCAGUAUGGGAAAUCCAUCGGUCCGGUGCAACGCCAGCUUGUCUCACUGGCGAGAAUGUCCAAGUGGAGGACUGACGGGGCCAAGUCGCUUGUUGGCCAAGUGGCGAGCAAGAGUUACUUCGCCGGCGAGGCUGCGGGGAUCCGUCUCGCAAGUCGGCAAGGCUCCGAUAAACUUGAGAAGCUUCCGCCGCAGGCAGCGCCCACCUCCGAGAUCGACGCGCUGAAAGCUAAGAUGACGAGGACGCUGGAGGAAAUCCGCAUGAAAGUGAGCGGCUCGACGGUCCAGGAUUUGAAGCGCCUUCUUUUCCGAUGCGCGGCGACGCUCAUAUCGCUCUCGACGUGUGACUAUGAUCUGCUGCAUUUCCUCGUUGCGCUGCCAUUUGCAGUGGCGACGCCCUCGGCUGUCUCGGCAGGGAUCGAGAUCUGGACGUGGACCAUCGCCGAGAAGCCGGACAUCGAGGUGGCAUUGAUGGCGGAGGUCGUCUCAUCGUGGUCAGAUAGCAUCGUGGAAGAGAGGGGCAUCUUUUCCACCUCGCUCAACUAUGACGAUCCGUUCUACCACCCGAUCGACUACAGCCCCACGGACAAGGAGAUCAUCGAUCGCGGCACAACCAAUGCACGUCGGCUUUUGGCGCCGCACGCGCUCAUUCUGCAGAUGCUGUUCAGCAGGCUGCAGGCUGCAAGGUAUCGUCGGCCCGAGGUGCUGUUUUUGAUCCAGCGCCUGGUUCUGCGUUCGGCCCGGGCGUUCAAGAAAAUGAGCACCCAUGCAUUGGCGAGAGAAGCCCGGUUCACAUUUUUGUUGUUUGGAUUUGAGACUCUGAAGAGCUCGCAUCUCGACUCCUUCUGUGAGAAUCUGCUGAGAGAGGUUCUGUACUCUGUGGGAUAUUCGUGGUUUGCUGUUCGGCCGCAAUGGUCGUACGGUGCCAAUCGGGUCCAGGUGGAUGCCGAUAUCAAGGUCGUCUCCGAAUUCUUGUCGUGUUUGCAGACAGAUGCCGUGAAAGGCACUGCUGUGAUUUCGAGUCUGUCCCCCACGCAGGCCUCGUCGCGGAGCUCCCAAUACAUCUCAAAAAUGAGUGCUCUGAAGCACCCUCUGAAGUUGCUAGUCGAGAACGAAAUCUACCGGCUGACGGUGUGGGCCAACCCGACCAAUGACCCGAAGCGAGGAUCGGAUCACGUCGAGCGCGGCCUGCUCGAAGCGUCGUGGGCUUCGGUGGUGCGACAGGUGUGGGACAUCGACCCGGCGAUUGCGGUGCAUCUCGCCGAGCGCUUCAAGAGCUAUGCGGUUGUGCGCAACGAGUUGACGAAGCUGGUCAGGACCCAUUCCCGCGAUGUCCUGGGUACGCCGGAGGCCCUGCCGUUUUUGUUGGGAGAUAAGGUGGAGGGCGGUGUUCGUCAGGAUUUGAAGUACCUGCUGCUUUGGGCGCCGGUGCCGCCUGUGAUAGCCAACACAUUCUUCGAGAGACGGUUCAAGAAUGACCCGCUGAUCCUGCAAUAUGCGCACCGAGUGUUGGAGCAGCAUCCGGUCGACCUCACGUUCUUCUUCGUUCCACAAGUCGUGCAGGCGCUUCGUCACGAUGAGCUCGGCUAUGUGUCACGGUUCAUCUCGGAAACGGCGAAGAUCUCGCAGCUGUUCUGCCACCAGAUCAUUUGGAAUAUGAAGGCCAACACGUGCAAGGACGAUGCUGGCGAGAUCGAGGACCCGAUGAAGCCUGUGCUGGAUCGGAUGACGGAUAUCGUGGUGUCGUCGCUGUCGGGCCAGGCGCGAUCGUUCUACGAUCGGGAGUUUGGUUUCUUCAACGAGGUGACGUCGAUCUCGGGCAAGCUGAAGCCGUUCAUCAAAAAGACCAAGCCGGAGAAGAAGGCCAAGAUUGACGAGGAGAUGGCGAAGAUUACGGUCGACGUGGGUGUGUAUCUGCCCAGUAACCCCGACGGGAUCGUCGUCGACAUCGACAAGAAGUCGGGCCGGCCGCUGCAGAGCCACGCGAAAGCGCCGUUUAUGGCGACCUUCAAGGUACGCAAGGACAUGAUUGUCGUGAAUGAGGACCCCGAGUCGCUUGGGAACGAGACGGUGAAGACGCGGGUCGAGUACGAUGUCUGGCAGCAGGCCAUCUUCAAAGUCGGCGACGACUGCCGGCAGGAUGUGCUCGCGCUGCAGGUCAUUGCCAUGUUCAAGAACAUCUUCACGAGUGUCGGGUUGACGCUGUACUUGUAUCCGUACCGGGUCACCGCCACUGCGCCCGGGUGCGGUGUGAUCGACGUCGUGCCGAACGCAACCUCACGUGACGAGAUGGGACGCGCGAAAGUGAACGACCUGCUUGACUUCUUCAUCGCCAAGUACGGCGGGCAGGACACCGUCGCGUUCCAGCACGCGCGGCUGAACUUCAUCCAGUCGAUGGCGGCCUAUUCCGUCGCGUGCUACAUCCUGCAGAUCAAGGACCGGCACAACGGGAACAUCAUGAUCGACGGCGAAGGGCACAUCGUGCACAUCGACUUUGGGUUCCUAUUCGACAUAGAUGAGUGUCCCUCCUGCCUGUCCGUGUUGAUGGUUCUGAACCACGAGAUGGUGAUGCUGAUGGGCGGGCGCAACUCGCAGGGCUACGCGCUGUUCCAGAACCUGACGGUCAAGGCGUUCCUCGCGAUCCGGCCCCACGCGGAGCAGCUCGUCAGCACGGUCUCGCUCAUGCUCGACACGGGGCUGCCCUCGUUCAAGGGCGAGGGCACCAUCAAGCGCCUGCGCGACCGCUUUGCGCUCGGCCUGAACGAGCGCCAGGCGGCGGAGUGGAUGAUGAGUGUCAUCAAGAACGCGCACGAGAAUGUCAGGAGUACGGCGUAUGAUGAGUUCCAGCGCUUGCAGAAUGGUGAGCUUUGUGUAUACCCUACAAGUAGUCGAUAAUGGACGCAUCUGGAAACAUGUACAUAUAUUUCAAGUAUACCACCCUCGAGUACCGGGCCAUCACACGCUCACACACAUGAUAUCAUCCUGGGCAUGUCGUUCUCGAUAUAUUAUUUAAUACUUUUACUUACAAUAUCAAUGCCUCUAUUUACGCCAAUUGAGCAGCUACACCUUGGAACAGGUGCGACACCUUCGCCCCGAUCCGCUGCACGCCAAUCCCAAACCCAAGCAGCACGCCCAUGUCGACCGCACCGAGCUCGACGACCGCGGCCAUGAACCGCGGCGCAAACACCUUCCAGACCAUCAGGUGGCGGCGCAGGAUCGCCGCGCUGGCGGCCGCGCCGAGCAUGAGCAGUGCGUAGUACAACAUGACGCCCAGGCCGGCGACGAUGCUCUCGCCCUGCACCUGGCGGUCCGCACGGCCCAGCGCCGCGGGCAGCGGGGACCUGUUCCACAGCGCCAGCAGCGGCACGGCGAGCCCGACGAGCAGGAACGGGCCGAACGAAUUGAGUGCGACGGUCGCGGCGGAGAGCGCAAACUGCAUCGUCGGCGUCAGCAUGAACGCGGAUUUCCACUGGAUGGACGAGAUGGUCGCCUGGUGCCCCGUGGCGUAGAACGCGUGCAGCGCGAGCAGCGCGACGGGGAUGACGUCGUUGAACACGAUGGGCGGCGAGCGGAUCACGCGGGCCGUGUCGAGCAGCGCCGAUGGGUUGGUCUCGGCUAGCGUUUCCCACAUCCGAGCAUCCCGCGCAGAGUCGACGAUCUCCAGGAAAGCCACGAGCGCGAUGGCGGUCAGCCCAAGAACCAACUGGCCGGUAAGCUGUGUGGUUGUGUAUACGACGGCGAAGAACAGAGACCAGAAGAGGAGAUAUGAGGCCCCGAAAGCGUUGGCAUAUCCAACCACGGUGACUUGAGGCGGCUCGUCUUUCUCCAUGCUCUGGGAGCGCUCGAUCUCCAGACACAGAGGCAGAUACCACCACAACGCGCCGCCUGCGACCACGACAUAGCCCAGCGAGGACCUGAUCAGCCACGUCCUAGCCCACCUCGUCAACUCCGAGUCCAUCAGCUCCGCAGAGUCGAGCCAUUCGAGCACCCAGAACAUUGUGCCAGAGAACAACGUCGGAGUGAGCACGAACGGCAUGUAUAUCCUGGCCAGGCCAACAUGCGAUUUGGAUAUCCGCAAGAAGCGGCGCAAGAUCACAGGCAGCGCGAGGGAUGUCGGAAUAGCCAGCAGGAGAACCAGAGUCGGGGGUGACGGCAGCGACGAAGACGCGUAAAAGACAGCAAACAGGCCGGAGAAUCCGAGCAGGCGGUACCGCAGACGCCCUGAGGCUGCUGUGAGGCCCUUGAGUGCAUAAGGGAUGAUCGAGGUCACGAGCAGGAACGUGACAAUCCGGUCCUCCCAGAACGUGAACGAGUUGGAAAAGAAGGUGAUCGAAUGAAGGAUCAGCACAACCGGAAUUGAUUUCCAGCUCGGGAAGGAGGGAGGUGAUGAGGCUAUCAUGACGAUGCAGCAAGCAAAAGGCGCGCCGAAUAAGAUGCAAUCCAGCGAAUCCAUCCCAGGCAGAUAGUUCGCCAAUAGCAGGGACAAAGCAAGACCAGAUAUCGAGCCCACGGCAGCUCCCCGCAUGUAUUUCUGCAGCUGGCCGUCCAGCCACGCAUCCCAGUCGUCUCCAGCUUCAGACAGCCCGGAAUAGACCGACCACGUCGCCAAUACACCCAUGCCCAGCAGCACCAAUCCGACACCCAUCAAGACCGCGUUGAACUGCGCCCAGAUCGCACGGCACGACGACAACGCAACACGCAUGUACGACGACAUGACGAUCAGACCCUGCUCCGGGGUUAGACUCACUGCCCGGGUGGCAGUCCAGGCAGAGUUUAAAGUGUACCACGAGUCGUCUAGUUCCCCGCCCGAUGGACUGGCACGGUAUGCAGCAAGAUAGUUUUUCACCUGCUCCACGUUGAUCUCAAGAGCCCCGCUUAAAUGCUCCUCUGGAGAUUUGGUGCGCCAGAACAGCUCAGGAAUCACGGCGCCCAGGCUAUUGAACGGGAUAGGGAGACCGAGCAGCAGGGAGAGAGUCGGGACGAUGUCAAUCUGCUGGAUGAAUCGAUGUGGAGUAGGCGCGCCCGGAAAGGUCCUGUAUUGCAAGAGGCCGGGUGGGGCCGCACUGGGGGCGGUGAGCUCGGGCCCUUUGCUGUAGAUCCACAUCGCCGACGACGUCUCGUGCGUUCCAUCGCCUCCGUGGUCACCCGACCGGUCCAUCCCAUGGUCGCCCAACACGACCAAGAGCGUGUCCUCGUCCAGCAGCUCAACAACACGCCUCAGCACGCCGUCCAUCUGCUCCAGCUUGGUCUUCAUGCUCGGGUGGUCGGGCCCGACGCGGUGUCCGACAUGGUCCGCGCCCAGGAAGUGUCCCACGAGGAAAUCGAACGGCUUGCCGGGGUUUUCGAGGAGGGGGAAGAGGUGCUCUAUGACGCCCUCGUCGACGGUGUGCAGGUCCUCGACGUUGAACGAGUCGUACGGGAACGUCAUGUUCCACGCGAACGAAUCAGGGAACACGGACAUCCACGUGUCGUCGCCCAUGAACGCGAUCUUCCGUCCACAUGUGAGCCACGCGGAAGCACACACACACCGUAAAUGAACCCGGACGCACCCGCUUGCCCGCCAGCCCGAGCUGCUUCACGAUGGAGUCCUCGGCGAUCGACGACCCGCCAAAGUUGUUCCCGAUGUCCACGAAGGUGGGCAGCGAGCCCGUCGUCAGCGCCUUGAUGCGCUGCAGCGUCGCGGUCGGCGGGUCCGAGUACGCGUCGAACAGGAACGAGUGCCGCGGGUGCUGCGCUGUCAGCUCGGCCGGCAGCGUGAGGAUGUGGUGGUGGUGCGGCGACGGGGGCACGGGCGGAUGGGGGGAGACGAAGUCGAACCGCAGCGCGUCGAUGAUGAGGAACACUGCGCGCUUGUGCGUUGCGGGCAGAGUGCAUGGUGGGGAGGACGCGGCGGAGCAGGAUGUGUGAUUCGGUAGCGAGAGACGUGUUAGCAGGAAGCCGUUCGUGAAGAGAUAUAUCCCGGCUACGUGGAUGAGUGUUAUCAGCGAAAGGAUGGCAAAACCUCUCGAGAAAGCCAUCUCAGGACCACUGGUUCCCUGGGCGGACUAGAAAGAAUAGCAAGUUCGGCUGUCUCAGCAGAGACGAACGAGCGAAGAAAGACGUAUCCAAAACAAGAUUUAGGCUAUCACAAAUGAGGGUACACGGCACGAGUGUUGCCAGAAACGGUCUGCGCCCUCGUAUCCGCUGUUUUGAGUUCAAAUGAAGCAGAGAGUGAAGAUCAAAGCCGUGUGACCGUGCGAUCAAUCUCGUUCAGCUACAACCGUCAUGGCGAUCUAUGGGCUCUGGGUCAUCAACAAAGCCGGCGGACUCGUCUAUCAGCGCAACUUCGCAGAGGGCUUAGCGCAGCUGACGUCGAACGAGUAUCUCGUCCUGGCUGGAACGCUGCACGGAAUCCACGCGAUUACCAGCCGUCUGUCGCCCACGGGGCCGAGCUCCGGUGCGCAAGUGAUCGAGGGGGAGUCGUUCAAGAUGACGAUCCUGCUCACGGCAACGGGCACCAAAUUCGUGCUCAUCACAUCUCUGGCGGAGGUCAGUCCCGACAGCACCCUGCAGAAGGUGUACGAAGUCUACUCCGAUGCGGUGAUGAAGAACCCGUUUCACACGCCCGAGAUGCCCAUACGCAGUGAGGGAUUCGACACGCGCAUAACGGCGCUCAUUGGCAACGGCCACGGCGCCUGAUCGUGAGAUGCCUAGCGAGCCCCAUGGACCCUGAGACCGCUUUGCGUCGUGCGACUUCGAGUCCCAGGGUACCGCUGUGAAGAUUGGAACAAGGCUCAAUACCGUCGCGGAGUUCACGCGCGAAGAUGAACGAGGUGUCAUGCGCAUCGGCGGGGGUGCUGUCUCAACGAUUGGGCACUGGUGCAGGUGAAGGGAACGGGGCAAGAUACCAUUGAUAGCGGAGCAUAGAGAUACGUAUAAGAGAUGCACCACAAACACUAGUUACAAGCAGGGAAACAAGUGCUGAUUGUAAGCAACGAAGUAUCAAGCAACCGCGGAUGGUCUCCGAUCCGAGCGCUGAACGAUAAAUCAGUUGACGAGGCAGUCCGGAAGGAUGCUGCAUUUACGGCAAGAACUAUCCGCAGCUUGAGCGCAAGUCAGAGCCCAAGUGCAGGAAGUCGAGCUGGUGAUGCAUCCAUCGCCAGAAAUGGGCCACGAGUUGGGCGUCUUGCCCAUGCACCCUCCAUCCUUCCAUCUCCGGGCCUUAAGUCCCGUCAAUCAUCGCAAUGUUUCUCACGGUCGAGUGGGUGGUACACCUGGCGUCUCUUUCGGGAAAGUGGCUUAUUCAGCAAAAAAAGACAGCCUACGUAGUCCUGUCUUUCAUGCAUUCUGACACUACGGGCUUCAGCGACAGAGCCUGAAAUACCAGCGGGAGCUGCCCUGCGAUAUCCGCCACAGGCAUCAGCGUCAGGCCCAUGCGCACCUCCAUGCGUCCGACGACAGCCGGUACAAAGUAAAGCAAGUCCACCUCACGAUAGUCUCCCCCACGGUUUCCUCCAUAUGAUCCUCGAGCGGGCAUUUUUUGACUAUCCCGUCGUGCAGUUCGAGGAGCGGAAUCGAUAUAGAGAACGACUCGAUGACGUCAUCGCGCGCCGCCUUCCUCUCGUGCGUGUCCCCGAUCCUGCGCAGAGCAAGUGAGCGGAAUAACUGUGCACAGGCGUAAGCAGAAUCGCGGAUGCGGACGAGCGGGCGGCCGUUGCGCGUACACCGCCGGGGGGUCCACGACGAAAAGCCCACAGCGUGGUCCACCAGCGACGGGGACGCGGGGACGAGGAAGAACGCCGCGCGGAGGUCGGAUGGCAUGACCGCGGAUGCGGAUGCGAGGUGAGGCUGUGUGGGGAUGCGCAGGGGGACGCGCGCCGAGGCGUGUUUCGUGGAGAGGCGCAGCGCGCGCAAGACGACCUCUGAGAGGAGCGGUACUUCGCGCGCACCCGUGUGGCUGUCUUCCUCUUCCUACCCCUCCGAGUCGUCGUUGGGCGCACGCAUCCACACGGCGACCGCGAUGUCGAACGUGUCGUUCUCUGAAAUGAGCGGUCGGAUGCGAUUCAGAUACACGGCGCCUGACGGGAGCGACGGUGCAUAGAGAGCGCGGUGGGGAGCGCGGAUGCCCAGCACGAGAGAGACCGAGUGCAGACCCGCAAACCAAGCAGCAAGGCAAAGGAGCAGAAAUGCUACUGCAGCGGUCGUCCUGCAUAGACACUGACAGACCGAGGGUCGACGAGAAUUCAGGGCAAGAGUUUUCGUUGUCUCGUAGAUGCCUGUGCUUUCUUCAUGCAUUGGACAGAUGGUGGAUCAGG